Messenger RNA from Nicotiana attenuata, 2928 nucleotides. RefSeq names its product protein ROOT PRIMORDIUM DEFECTIVE 1. The record is from RefSeq and is a predicted model, not a curated record. The coding region runs from base 65 to 1474 and encodes 469 amino acids. NCBI's taxonomy places the organism in Eukaryota, Viridiplantae, Streptophyta, Magnoliopsida, Solanales, Solanaceae. Gene Ontology annotation, molecular function: RNA binding. The transcript is spliced from 3 exons.
CCUGCUCUUGCUGCAACAUCUUCCCUGUAAACCCCUAAACCCUAAAUUCCAAAACUUUAUCAAAAUGCACAUUUUCCUUAAAAUUUCUACAAAGCUCUUACAAUCCAAAUCCAAACCCUUAAAUUACCUCACAUGGAUCCCUCCAGUUUUCUUGCAAUCCACAAAACAAAUGUCACAGUCAACUUCCAUACCCAGAAACCAACAACGUGUUCGCGACCACGGUUACGAUGAUUACAUGGAAGUUGAAAAAAAAAUCCGCAAAGUCAUGAAAUUCCAAGAACAGCUCCUCACUCAGCCAACCUCAAUGAUCCCCAUUUCUCGCCUUGACAUGCUCGCUCGCCGUUUUGGGUUCAAGCAAUACGAAGCAGGCAAGUUUAUUCUCAAAUUCCCACAUGUUCUCGAGGUUUUCGAACACCCGGUACAAAGAAUUCUUUAUUGCAGGCUCACCCGUAAAGCAUUGCUUCAAAUUGAGCAAGAAAAAUUAGCUCUUUUAGCUCAAUUACCUGAAGCUGUAAUCCGUUUAAGAAAGCUUUUAAUGCUUUCGAAUACGGGAAGAUUAAGGCUUGAACAUGUUAGGAUUGCAAGAAAAGAAUUUGGUUUACCUGAUGAUUUUGAGUUUUCUGUUGUUUUGAAGUAUCCUAUGUAUUUUAGGUUGUUUGAUGCUAAAGAGACUAGGAAUAAGUACAUUGAGGUUGUAGAGAAAGACCCGAAAUUAGCUGUUUGUGCUGUGGAGAGAGUUAGAGAGAAAGAGUAUAGAGAAAAGGGUGGUGAAGAAGAGAAUGUGAGGUUUUAUUUUAGGGUGAAUUUCCCACCAGGUUUCAAGAUUGGGAAGUAUUAUAAGAUUGCUGUUUGGAAAUGGCAAAGGCUGCCUUAUUGGUCGCCUUAUGAGGAUAUCUCGGGUUAUGAUUUGAGGUCGCUCGAGGCGCAGAAGAGGAUGGAGAAGAGAGCAGUGGCCACUAUUCAUGAGUUGCUGUCAUUGACGGUUGAAAAGAAGAUUACUUUGGAGAGAAUCGCGCAUUUUAGGUUGGCGAUGGAUUUGCCGAAGAAGCUGAAGGACUUUCUCCUUCAGCAUCAGGGAAUAUUUUAUAUCUCGACAAGGGGAAAUCAGGGGAAAUUGCAUACGGUGUUUCUCAGGGAGGCUUAUAGGAAGGGAGAGUUGAUUGAGCCAAAUGAUCUGUAUUUAGCUAGGAGAAGGCUGGCUGAGUUGGUUUUGAUGAGUCCAAGGAAAGCCAAUAUGGAUAAAGAAUUGGUUAAUUAUAGAAGGCGGGGAGACGACGAUGAAAUAGCUGCUGUGAGAAGAGACAACGUCGAGAAUGAAGGAGAUCAUUCAACAGUUCAAGAGACAGUUAGCGAAGAUGAGGAGAGAGAAGAAAGCGUGGACUACGAUGAUGAUUGCAGCAGUGACUCUAAGUACACAGAUGAAGAAGACAGUGGUGAUGAUGUUACUGAUGAUUUAGGAAAAGAAACAUCAUAAUAUUACUAAUUAUUGCAACUUCGAAAGCAAUAUGUUAAAUGCCGUAAACGGACAGUGCGAUAUUCUUUCAUUUGUGUAAAAAGAACAAAUCAUUGCUUGGUAUUUGUCUCUUAAUCAGAAUGUUUUGUCAUUUUUGGCUCAACUGAAAUGUCUUCCAAAGAAUUUCAAGGAAAAUAUUAGAGAAGACAUAGUGAAUCCAUUUUGAUCUUAACGUGGACUUGUCGGUUAGAAAGAUUCAGCAGUACUAUCCAAAGAGGUGAUUUAUGUCCUUCAUAAAAGAACUUUUGGCUUUGGAACACAACAAAGUGAACUUUCGCCGAGAGGUGCAAUGUUUUACAUUGGUAUUCUUGCCUUCCUCUUGCCAGCACAUCUCCAGAAGCAUCAUAUUUACUACAGCCUGCAUAAUGUUAAAAGAACUAUCUACGGGUAACUUCCAGCUUGUCAUGUUGACUAAGAGGGAAAGGAAAAGGGAAGAUCACAGAUACCGCCAGUCUAUUUGAAUUGAAAAAACAUCUUAUGCUAGUAUGCACACACGUGAGAUUUAUUUAAGAGAAAGAGAACAGAGGAGAGCUUGAUUAAACUAGAAGCAUGUCCCUUUUCUUAGCACUAAGACAAAGCCUUCAUCCCUUUCAGCUUGAAAAGUGAACAAGCAUGUUCUUUAUGAAUUCCACUGGAUCGAGUGUUCAUUUCACAAAGAGAUCGUCAAAUCUUGAAGGAUAGUUGCAUGAUUUGGGAACUAUGAUAAAAACAUACCUUAAACUAAUGGAAUUAUCUUAUCAUUCAUCCAAGCCACUCUGCUAGCUUUUGUGCACUUUCAGGAUGCAGCCAAGGGGCUUCUAUCGAGUAGAGAGGAGAUUGGACAGUUUCUUUGACAUAGUUUUAAUGUGCUUUGUCCACAUCCAAGCUUUUUGUCAGAGAAGCAUGUGGGUGUCCAAGAUUUUGAAAGAUCGUGAGUCGAAAUCGAGUGGAAGGGCUCACAAAGAGGAAUGACAAGAAGAAUUUUACAAAGGAAGAGUCUUUAAAGGAAGAUGGGAUUGUCAAAUGGAAUGAGGAAUUUAAAGUAUGUAACUUUUCAGCUUAUAAAGGAGGUGUUCAUCCUUGGGAGGUUGCCCUUAGUGUGUUCAAACUGAGUUCUUGAUUGCCUUUACCUCUGAUUCUGUUGGUUUUUCUGGAUUCUGAUUUUUGACGACUAUUAUGCUGUUACACUUAGACAUUUUGACUUUUGCUUGCUUUCAUUCCUUUGAUGGGUUUUAGAACUGUCGAGAGAAAGACAAUGAAAUCAAGAUCAAUCUUGGAUUUUCUCAUGCAAUAGCAAUACCAGUUGUGAAUCUAAUUGAAGGAACUUUGAGAACUGGAACAGGGAUCAAAUGUUUAGACUAUCUGGUAUUGGGAAUUUGAUCUUUUGUUGGUUUCAGUUGUCGUUAAAUGGUUAUAGAAUAAGAAGAUUGUGAGCC